This is a messenger RNA of Fukomys damarensis (Damara mole-rat), 2616 nucleotides long. RefSeq names its product radial spoke head component 4A (gene Rsph4a). The transcript is spliced from 6 exons. Gene Ontology annotation, cellular component: radial spoke; axoneme. NCBI's taxonomy places the organism in Eukaryota, Metazoa, Chordata, Mammalia, Rodentia, Bathyergidae. Bases 21 to 2108 code for a protein of 695 amino acids. The record is from RefSeq and is a predicted model, not a curated record. Gene Ontology annotation, biological process: axoneme assembly; cilium movement involved in cell motility; cilium assembly.
CUUUUUUCUCUACUCUUUUCAUGGAAUACUCCAGCACCCUGGAACAAGAAAAAGAAAACCAACAACUAGGGGAAGCAGUGCAGCCAUGGCAAGAAGAGACCGCAGCUUCUCCCCAGGAUCUUGGUCCUGAGUCAUCUGGGCCCUGGGAGGCCGAGUGGACGCCUGAUCCCGGCCCCCUACCCAGGAGCAGCCUUGCUCAGACCCUGGAAUCCGGAGGCCGCGUGGCGGAGCAAGCAGCGUCGUCUUCCCCGACAUCGCCUCAGAGGCCAUUGCCGGCUCUGGCCAGGCAGGACAUCGGGGCCCCACGGCAGCUAAACGGGGUCACCAGGGGGACUCUUGAUGCUGGGACUCCUCUUUCCGACCCGCCCGGGGAAUCAGCUGAUGCGAGGGUAUCGGCUCCCCCAAGCCAGUCGCGUCAGGACACCACUCCGCCAACUCAGCAACCCAAUUCAAGUAGCAAUCCCUCUAAUCCAAAAGAGCUGCGACCUGGCAGUGUCCAGGAGGAGGACUGGAGCAGCCGCCAGAACCGCGCUCAAUCUGGGCCCAGGGCCUCCGAGGCGGCCCCCAGCACGCUUGAGAUUGCGGUGCAGAACGCCAAGGUUUACCUGCUUCGGGACAGCAGCAAGACCGGCUUGAACCUAUAUGAUCAUCUUUCUAACAUGCUGACCAAGAUAUUAGAUGAACGUCCUGAAAAUGCUGUUGACAUCCUUGAAAAUAUCAGUCAAGAUGUGAAAAUGGCACAUUUUAGUAAAAAAUUAGAUACACUCCAAAACGAGAAUGAGAUGCUUCCAACAUAUGAAAUAGCAGAGAGGCAAAAGGCUCUUUUUCUCCAGGGACAUCUGGAAGGAGCUGACCAAGAAAUGGAAGAUGAAAUAGCAGAAAACUCUCUUCCAAAUAUAAUGGAAUCCACUUUUUACUUUGAGCAAGCUGGAGUUGGUUUGGGCACUGAUGAGACUUACCGCAUAUUUCUUGCCCUCAAACAACUUACUGACACCCACCCAGUCCAAAGAUGCCGUUUCUGGGGCAAGAUCCUGGGUUUGGAAGUGAAUUAUCUUGUAGCUGAAGUAGACCUUCGUGAGGGGGAAGAUGAAGAGGAGGUGGAAGAGGAGGAUGUAGCUGAAGCUGAAGAGAGGGACACUGGUGACAGUGAGGCUGACAAAGACGAGGAAGGCGAGUUACCGAAGCCCUUUUACAAGCCUCCACAGGCAAUACCAAAAGAAGAAAGCAGGACAGGUGCCAACAAAUAUGUCUAUUUUGUUUGUAAUGAACCAGGAAGACCGUGGGUAAAGUUACCAUCAGUCACACCUGCACAAAUUGUUACUGCAAGAAAAAUCAAGAAAUUUUUCACUGGACAAUUAGAUGCUCCCAUCAUAAGCUAUCCACCUUUUCCAGGAAAUGAGAGCAAUUACUUACGAGCACAAAUUGCCCGUAUUUCAGCCGGCACCCAUGUCAGUCCUCUGGGAUUCUACCAGUUUGGUGAAGAAGAAGGAGAGGAGGAGGAAGAGGUGGACAGUGGACGAGAUAGCUGUGAGGAAAACCCUGAUUUUGAAGGUAUCCAAGUGCUUGAUCUAGUGGAAUCUCUAUCCAACUGGGUUCAUCAUGUACAGCACAUUCUUCCUCAGGGUCGCUGUACUUGGUUCAACCCCAUACCAAGAAAUGAGGAGGAAGAAGAAGAUGAAGAAGAAAAAGGAGAAGAACCUGACUAUAUAGAACAAGAAGUGGGGCCUCCUCUUUUGACACCAAUCUCUGAAGAUUUAGAGAUUCAAAAUAUACCCGCUUGGACAACACGACUGUCCUCAAGUCUCAUUCCCCAAUAUGCUACUGCAGUCCUUCAAUCCAACGUUUGGCCUGGAGCAUAUGCCUUUUCCACUGGCAAAAAGUUUGAAAAUUUCUACAUAGGCUGGGGUCAUAAAUACAGUGUGGACAAUUAUACCCCCCCAGUCCUACCACCAGUGUAUCAAGAAUACCCCAGUGGAUCAGAAACUACAGAAAUGGACGACCCUAGUGUGGAAGAGGAGCAGGCUUUUAGAGCUGCACAGGAAGCAGCUGAACUUGCAGCUGAGGACAAUGAAGAAACUGGGGAAGACGAAGAUGAUGAUGACAACUGAGAACAAAAUUAGCCUGGUUUUGGGUGGCUAUGGCAAUAACAUAUAUGAUCCCUUAUGCAGGACUAAUUUUGUUUAUAACCAGGAAUUACUUGUACUGCAUAAUUACUUGAAAUUAUCAAGCUUGACAUUUCAUAUACAUAACUAUUAAUAUGUUUAAAGAACAAUGCUCAGAUGGCCAUGGCCAAGGGAAAGCAUGUUUCUAUAUUCUUGUUUUAAAAAUGUCUCAUUUAAUUUCUAAUAUCAUAAACACUGAAAGCUGUAACCCGCAAAACUUCAUGGAAACUUCUACAUUUUGGAAAUGUCAGGGGUAUGGAGAUAAACCCUGCUAACCAGUAAACUAGAUCAUCUACUUUCAUCCUUUGUGAGACUGACCAAGAGCAGGACUCAGCCUCUGUGACUGGCUGUGGUUAAGGCUGUGAUACUGUGUGCAAAUACUGUGGAUGUGUAUUCAUUUUCCUUCUGGAGGGAAUAUUCCUAAUUCUAUGACCCACUCAAAGACUGCAGAACA